UGUCUGGCUGGUAGCACAUCGGAUAGCUGGCGGCGUUUAAGGCGCGUCGAGAGCUAAUUACGUGAAUCACAAACGGAUCGGGACGCGUACAGUUGGAGAAGGCGAAGACGAACCACACAGGGCACAAACAUACGGAAGCCAUGAAGAAAUUUUUGGGUUAUUUUGAGCUCAGGACUGGUAACAUCUUGAUCGGUAUGGUGUCGGUGAUACAAAGCAUUUUCAUCAUCCUGGCAGGGUCCGCUUCCUAUGCCGAGUCUUCGGCAUUUUCCGAUUUCCACUUGACGUGGAUUUGCAUGGCAUCGCUGUUGCUCAUCGCUUCGUUGAUGUUCGUCAAGGGAGUUGGUGACAAAAUACCCGGACUGAUGGUCCCGUGGAUUUUGGCCAUGGUGCCCUUUACGGUGUGGCUCGUCGGAGCGGCGGUCUGGGCUGCCGUAAAUAGCAAGAUGAUGGAGCCUGUCAACGCAACGUUGAUGUUUGCCUUUGCAAUUGUGGAAGCAUACUUCCUGUCCUGCGCCAUCUUCUACCACAGAGUACUGAUCAGAGAGCAUUGAGAAACAAAGCUGCUCAACCAGAAGACGCUGGAGCUCUGUUCAGAAAGAAUCACGAUGCCUAUGGAACUCUACUCCUUGAAUAUCCUCCUGCUUACUUUUUCAUUUUCAGGUGCUUUGGAACGACGCUUCGAUGGUUUAUUAUUUAUUGCGUGGACAUAUCCGUGAUGUGUAUAAUAAAAUACU
This is a messenger RNA of Dermacentor silvarum, 734 nucleotides long. RefSeq lists its product as uncharacterized. The coding region runs from base 141 to 551 and encodes 136 amino acids. NCBI's taxonomy places the organism in Eukaryota, Metazoa, Arthropoda, Arachnida, Ixodida, Ixodidae. The record is from RefSeq and is a predicted model, not a curated record. The transcript is spliced from 6 exons.